Molecule: messenger RNA, 313 nt
Organism: Ostrinia nubilalis (European corn borer)
Lineage: Eukaryota; Metazoa; Arthropoda; Insecta; Lepidoptera; Crambidae
Gene: ox
Product: cytochrome b-c1 complex subunit 9
Exons: 2
Coding region: 67-243 (58 amino acids)
Biological process (GO): mitochondrial electron transport, ubiquinol to cytochrome c
Source: RefSeq, a predicted model, not a curated record
UGGUUAGCAAACUCGAUCAACGAUUUUGAGAGCGAUUCAGAGCGAUUUUCUCAUUAAUUUUCCAAAAUGUCUAUGUGGGCAUCAGUAAAUCGUAAUAUCUUCAAGCGAACUUCCACGUUCGCCCUUGCUAUCGCAUCGGGAACGUUCUUCUUUGAAAGAACUUUCGACUUGGUGUCCGUCUCUAUCUUUGAGAGAAUAAACAAGGGAAAACUAUGGAAUGACAUCAAGGACAAAUACCAAUAAAUAACAUGCAAUGUCAUAAACAGUUUAUUAGUUAAUUACACCAUUGAUUAAAUUAUUAUUAUUUAUACAA